AGCAAAGAGUAGACCAGAGCACCCACAUCAGCCCCCUCUUAAUUGCCUCCCCCCAUCUCCAAUCAUAGGCCGGCUCGAGGUGCCGCGCGAUUCAACGGACCUCUCCCCUUUGUUUACUUCUAGUAUUCCCGCCCAAAUCAUUUAGUAGUAGCACAUCUUUCCUUCCCUGCUUCGAAGAAUCGAUCCUAGGCUAGCUAGUUGUUCCCUUCGGUUGGCCGGCGCUGGUGCGUUAAUGGCGGUUGACCUCCUCCUUCUCCUUCUCCUUCUCGCGCCUUUAAAUUGCGCGGGAAGAAGCGUCCGUGUUGAGAGCCGCAUAUAGGGAAGAGUCCAUCCAGUUCCCUGCCUCGGUUGAGUCUCAUCUGGGCUCUCUGCUUCUUGCUCUCUUCUGUUUCUGCUCUUCAGCAGCCAGCACCUCCUUAUUCCUGCCUCUAGCUUUAGCAAUGGCGUCGGAGAAGCUGGUGGCCAGGAAGGGCAGGCUGAGGCAGCGCUACGACAACGGGCAUCGCCUCGUCGCAGGGUGCGUGCCGUACCGCCUGGGAAAAGAUGGGCAGCUCCAGGUUCUCAUGGUCUCCAGCACCAACAGGGACGGUCUCGUCUUCCCAAAGGGCGGCUGGGAGGACGACGAGGACGUCCACGAAGCAGCGUGCCGAGAGGCGCUGGAGGAAGCCGGCGUUAGGGGCAACAUCAAUAGAAACUCGCUGGGGCUUUGGGUGUUCAGGAGCAAGAGCAGCCAGAGCGAGAGCGGCGACAGCCCCAGGGGCGCCUGCAAGGGCCAAGUCUUCGCGCUGGAGGUCACCGAGGAGCUCGAGCAAUGGCCGGAGCAGGACACACAUGGCAGGCGCUGGGUCUCCCCUGCGGACGCCUACGGGCUUUGCCGGUACGACUGGAUGCGCGAGGCGCUGACGGCGUUGCUGGACCGCUGUUCUAUGUCGUCGGCGUCGGCGAUCCCGGCUCCGGCGUCGGAGCUGAACGAGCACGCUGGCACGUGCAUGAACAUGACGCUGAUGAAACCGACGGCCACUGCAGAUCGAGCUGUGGCGCUGUGCUGAUCUUUUGCCUAAUAAUGUGGAUGAUGAUAGACUGAUGACAGAUGAUCGAGCAGAGCAGUGCAAGUAAUUAGCUGCCGCUGUCUGACAGCAGACAGCUAGACCCGGCUGUCAGAAAUCAUCUGAUGAUAUUUUUCCUGCAUAUCGUUUACUUUUGUAAUUUAAUUAAUGUGUUCUCUUCUUAGUGCAUCCGCAAAUGAUUUCAGCACUAACAUCCCUAGCCUCUGCUGACUGAGAGCCAAUGCUUGUCAAUUUGUAUGAUCAAUCUAGUGGCUGGCACCGGUACACUGGGUGUUCUGUACUCUGUAAUGUGAUCUGUUACUGUCCUGUAAAUGUCAUGAGGAGAAUGAAUAACUGUCAAGUGUCAACACAGUUUUAUUAA
This is a messenger RNA of Brachypodium distachyon (stiff brome), 1428 nucleotides long. RefSeq names its product nudix hydrolase 13, mitochondrial. The record is from RefSeq and is a predicted model, not a curated record. The transcript is spliced from 3 exons. The coding region runs from base 441 to 1049 and encodes 202 amino acids. Lineage: Eukaryota; Viridiplantae; Streptophyta; Magnoliopsida; Poales; Poaceae. Gene Ontology annotation, cellular component: cytoplasm; nucleus. Gene Ontology annotation, molecular function: pyrophosphatase activity.